Eruca vesicaria subsp. sativa (arugula) is the source of this 921-nucleotide messenger RNA. The record is from the annotation of a GenBank genome assembly. Lineage: Eukaryota; Viridiplantae; Streptophyta; Magnoliopsida; Brassicales; Brassicaceae.
UUCACUCAAACUCAUACAUAAGACUUCUACAUAUACUUUGGUGGAUCUUUAAAAAAAACAUCAAAUGGAGACUUCAACAAAACCAAACCCAUCUUCAACCACUUCAUCAUCAUCAGCUUCCUCUUCUAUCAUCAACGGUUCUUUACACAACCACAUCAUAACCAGAUCUGAUCAUUACCCGACAACUUUCGUUCAAGCAGACACUUCCACUUUCAAACAAGUCGUCCAGAUGCUAACCGGAACCUCCUCCCCAAGAUCCCCAGACUCGCCGCGUCCUCCUCCAUCUCCUUCCAACAAGAGCACUUUCGUGAUUCCACCCAUCAAAACAACACAACCAAAGAAACAACACUCAGGAAACAAACUUUACGAGAGGAGAUCGAACAACAACAGCCUCAAGAACAGUCUCAUGAUUAACACACUCAUGAUCGGCGCCGGAAACGGUGCCGGAAGUCCAAGAUUCUCGCCGAGAAGCCAGGAGAUUCUGUCGCCUAGCUGUCUUGACUUUCCCAAGCUGGCACUUAACAGUCCCGUGACGCCGUUAAAGCAGCACGGCGGAGGAGACGGGAACGAUGGUGACCCUUUUGACAGGAUGUCGCCAUUGUCUGAAGAAGAGAGAGCGAUGUCUGAAAAAGGUUAUUACUUGCAUAAGUCGCCUAUUUCAACUCCGAGAGAGACGGAGCCGCAGCUUUUGCCACUGUUUCCGGUGACUUCUCCGAGAGUAUCACCACCGGAUAACUAAACACUUCUCGAGGAGAGAGAAUGUUUAUAAAUUUACCGCCACUGUAACUUUUCGGUUUUUUUUUUUUAACUCUGCUCUGCUCUGCUCUUUUUUAAUCCUCUCUUCGUUUUAAUGUUUUACCAAAAAUAUGUCAAUUAAAAUUUAAAUAAAGAAAAUGAAGAAUAUAACAAGUCAAAGAUAAG